Panicum virgatum (switchgrass) is the source of this 1131-nucleotide messenger RNA. RefSeq lists its product as uncharacterized. NCBI's taxonomy places the organism in Eukaryota, Viridiplantae, Streptophyta, Magnoliopsida, Poales, Poaceae. The record is from RefSeq and is a predicted model, not a curated record. The coding region runs from base 63 to 914 and encodes 283 amino acids. The transcript is spliced from 3 exons.
CCACACACGACACGACGACUCCCACUCCCACCCCCACCCAGCGAUCCUUGCAUUCCAUCUCCAUGGCCGGCUCUGCGGCGCGCAUCUACGCCGGCCUCGCGCCCACCACCACCACCAUGAUGGUGGCCGCGACCGCGACGACGCUCUUCUCGCCCCGUCUGCGACCACCACCGCGACCCUCUCCUUCUUCAAGCAUAUACCACCUGCACCGCGGCAGAGGCUGCUGCGGGGCGCGCAACGCCGACCUCCGCUGCCGCCGCCGGCUCCUCACGGCGCGGGGCGAGCGCCCGCCUCCCGACGACGACGACGAGGAGGAGGAGGAGGACCCAUCGUCGUCGGCAACUGCUGCUGGGUUCGACGCGGCGGUGGCGCUGUUCAACCGCGGCGAGUACCACGCGUGCCACGACGUGGUGGAGGAGCUCUGGUACGGCGCCGAGGACCCCGCAAGGACGCUCCUCCACGGCCUCCUCCAGUGCGCCGUCGGCUUCCACCACCUCUUCAACCAGAACCACCGCGGCGCGAUGAUGGAGCUCGGCGAGGGUCUCUGCAAGCUCCGCAAACUCAACCUCCACGACGACGACCCCUUUUCCCGGUUCCGGGAGGAGGCCGCCGACGUGCUGCAGUUCCUCUACCGCACCCAAAAGGAGCUCGCCGCCUGCACCGAUUACCUUUGCUUAACCAUGGAUGGCUCGCCGAGCUCGUACCAGCUGCUCGGCAACUUCGCCGCCGGCCAGCAACUCUACCGCUUGGAACCUGCUGACGAUACAGACGUUGGCGCUUCAUCAAGCGUAAUCGUCUUCUCCGUAUCUGACGAUCGCACUGCACAAGCGGCUCCUCCCAGAGUGAAACUUCCAACAUUACAUGCCACGGAGCAAAAUCUGACAGAUCUUCAACGUGACUACCAAUAUACAUAGCUAGCGCAUCAAGUUGUAUCUUUAAUUCAGCUGACAAGUUUACCUCAAGUGGCUGAAAUCAUUCAUCUAACAAUGUGUAUGUGUAUGUAGCCUACCUAGCACAUCAAGUUACGUUUUCAGCUGAGGUCCGGUCAAAUAGCUGAACCAUUGACCAACCAAUAUAUGUUGCCUAGUAGCCCUUAAAAAAUAAAUAUAUGUUGCGUAACUCACUAAUUUA